GGGAUCCGCUCGCUCGAAGAGUGCACCGGUCGCUCACUGCCGCGCUGUCUGUCGAGGCACCCCUCCCUCACUUGCUCGUGUGCCGUCGUGGUCGCCCCCAAGACGAUGCUCGUGCGGCGAAGGCAACCUUCGCCGCCGCCCCGCCGCCCCGCCGCUUUCCGAUGACCCGAGGCCAUUCCGUGAUCCCACCGGUGGAAAUACCGUAAUCGCCCAUCAUCGACGCAUCGCUCGACGAGUGCUGGUGCGUCUUCUGCUUCGUGACGAUCGCCUAAAGCGCGAGCACCGGAGCUUGCGAGGCGUUGGCCUCACUCAAUUGAGUGCUUCUCAGGAACAUCCUUGGGCCCGGAGAGUUCUGAUUGAGGAUUGUUUUUGUUCAACCACCCCGGCGAUCCCCUGUGGAGACUACAAUAUUGGUCACAUGUUUGGCUGAACAAGCAUCUUGCCCCACUCGCCAUGUCCUUAACACUACCACAUUGCCUCACUCCUCUAAGAUCUCCUGAGUGCCUCCCGACGAACAAAAGAGCACCACCAGGCAGCGGCUGCUGCAUACUGUGGCCUCCACGUACUGGCUGCCUUUGAAGGAGGCGACAGCAGCAGCAUGGCGGGCCACCAGGCAAGCUUCUCUGCGAGCCGGUCGGCCCCGGAGGAGGAACGACCGUCGGUGCGCAUCUCGCUGCAACCAUCACAGAUUGCGCUGCCUACGUAUCGCCACUCAUCCGGGGGCAGCAUAAGCCUCGGCGGACGACGCUACUCAGGCCUGCUGCCCAUGCUGUUUGACCGGGCGGCACGCUCCUGGUGGGACCCAAGCUUUGACUCGCACAUCCUUGAAGCCCAGUACAAACGGAGCACAUUCCCGCAGCUGCGCCAGCGGUUCCAGUAUGCCCUCUGCUACUGCGUGCUGGCUUCCCUGCUGUACUGCAUCUACUCGGCCAGCAUGGUGCGACCACACUGGGUUGCUGCCGUCGUGGUGUCGCUGCUGGUAUCGGUGUCGAGCAUGGCCGCUCUUGUGUUCACCCAGUCACGGCACUAUACUGCCAAUUAUGUCAAGGUUUCGCUAGCCACCGUGGUCGUGCUGUGCACGGCAUCUCUUUCAGUGUUUGCGCCCAUUGUACAUGAGCGUGGAGAUGACAGUGCAGUUCACAUCUUGUCCGUGGGGGCCUUCUCGCUCUGCAUCCUGGUGCUGAUGAUCACGUACGCGUUGCUGCCGAUGCCCCUGUAUUUGGUUGUGGCUGUUUGCAGUGCCUACUCGAUACUUUUUGAGAUUCUCUCAGCGCUGCUUAUUCCUACCCUGACGGGCACCGUUGUGGCUGUGCGUGUACUCCUACAGCUGUGUGUUCAUCUCGUCGGUCUGCACACUCGAGUGAUGACUGAGAUUGGAAUGCGUAACACAUUCUUCAAAGUCGGCCAGUCCCUCAUGGUGCGUCGGGACCUUGAAGUGGAGAAGCAGCUUAAGGAAAAAAUGAUUCAUUCGGUCAUGCCGCCCAAGGUGGCCGAGUGGCUUAUGACCAAUGCAGAAGAGGAUGACACAUCCUCUGAGCAACCUCGAAAGCCUUCAACCAGCCCCCGGCCCUCCCAGAUGAUCUUCCGUCCCUUCAACAUGCACCGCAUUGAAAAUGUCAGCAUCCUCUUUGCCGACAUAGUUGGCUUCACGCAGAUGAGUGCCAACAAGAGUGCCGAGCACUUGGUGGGCCUUCUGAAUGACCUUUUUGGGCGCUUUGACUAUCUCUGCAACAAGCUUGGAUGUGAGAAGAUAAGCACUCUUGGAGACUGCUAUUACUGUGUCUCCGGAUGUCCUGAGCCUCGUCCCGACCACGCCCGUUGUUGUGUGGAAAUGGGACUUGCCAUGAUACGUGCCAUUGCUGAAUUUGAUGAGGACACUAAUGAGUCGGUGAACAUGCGUGUUGGUGUUCACACAGGCACUGUACUGUGUGGCAUCGUGGGCACCAAGCGCUUCAAGUUUGAUGUGUGGUCCAAUGACGUCUCCUAUGCCAACAAGAUGGAGUCAACUGGACGACCUGGCAGAGUGCACUUGUCAGACAGCUCCCAUGCAUUCCUUAUAGAUCAUUACUACAUGGAGGAUGGUCCAAUGGACCUCAAUCGUAAGACCUACUUCAUCAGAGGCCGCAAGCCAACAGCGUUUGACAAGGCACAACAGAUGGCAUCACGACACUCCUGGCCCCACACCAUCGGUUUUACUGAAACGGCAAAGACCAUUGACACUCGAAAAGUCAGCUGCCCAGCCCACCAACCUGGUGACAUUGAAGAAGAAGAAGUUGCUCCCAUGCUGCCCCCUGUCCACCGCCACAGCAGCCUCUCAACACUGAACAGCAGCCGCAAAGAUUCUGGCAUUCGGAGCAGGCAGAGCAGCAUUCAGGACACAAUGCCACGGCAAGCUAAGGCGCUACGCUUUAAUAACAAUGUUCCUGUGUUUGUCAGCAUGUGGCAGGUGAACAUCGUAAAGCUCCUGGACACUCCAACGCCGCUGUAUGCGCAGCGGGCCAGUGGUUACUGCUCAAGCUACACCUCCGUGGCUGACACGGGACGGUCCAGUGGCUCUAGCCUGCGUGGCUACAGCAUAUUCGUGGACCCUGCACUGAUGCUCAACGAAAGCCUGUCACGGUUGCGCCACCUCCGCAAACAGUCGGACCUGCAGAUGAUACGCUGCAUCCAACAGGACUCUUGUACCAUGGACUACUUCAUACGGCCACCUGUGAACCCUGUGACCCUCUUCUUCAAUGACUCACAGAUGGAGCGGAACUACCGGCACCGCCUUCACCACCGUGACCUUGCACCCACUAUGGCCUCUGCCUCGUUCACCACUUACUUUGACAUCUUUGUGGCUCUGGGUUUUUAUUUGAUAAUCAUGUUUGCCUGCUUUGUGCUGUUUGAUACACCAGUUUCGUGGUUAUUGUUUUGCCUCUUUGCCACAAGUGUGCACCUCUGCAUUUUCAUGCUGUGCAUCCGUGAAAUUCUGGCUACCCGGGGCCACUGGGUGGCCGACUGUUUAGCGCAGAUCUACCGCUACUGCACUGAGUGGUACCCUUGGCACGUGGUUGGACUUGUCCUGGUCAGUUUUCCCAUUGGUGCCAUAUUUUCAAAUUUCACCUGUGCUGGUGUGCUUUCAACCCCAGAGCGCACCAAUGCAUUUUGCUACGUGGUCUUUGUCUCUCUUCUGCACUUCUGCAACUUCACCCAGCUCAACUUCUGGCUGCGCUCCCUGCUGGCCACAUGUGCAGGGGUAGUUUUAGCGCUCCUUAUAGGCCUGCCAGCAUGCCCAUGCCCUUUGCGCAGUCCUGCUCGUAAUAUCACACACCUUGAGAUCAUUUCUGAUCUGGGUGUGGAGCUGCCAGGCGUCACUUUCCAUCGUGACUCGUACAGCUGCAACCAGUCGGCCAUUUACGAGAUAGUGCUGCACGUUGUGCUCAAUACAAUUCUAGUCUGGCUGCUAAAUCGCGAGUUUGAGAUAAGUUAUCGGUUGAGCUUUCAUGGCAGCGCCAUGGCAGCCCGUGACGAGCAGCGCAUCCAGUCGAUGAAGAACCAAGCUGACUGGCUCUUGCACAACAUAAUUCCUCGCCAUGUUGCCGAGCAAUUGAAGAACACUUCCAAGUACUCUGAGAACCAUCGUGAUGCCGGGAUCAUUUUCGCAAGUAUUGUUAACUUUCAUGAAAUGUAUGACGAGUCAUAUGAAGGAGGCAAGGAAUAUCUACGUGUCCUCAACGAACUUGUGGGCGAUUUUGAUGAGCUGCUUUCAAAGCCACUUUUUCGCAAUGUCACGAAGAUCAAGACCAUUGGGAGCACGUUUAUGGCAGCUUCCGGACUUAACCCCAAGCUGCGACGUGAAAAUCCGCAUCCUUUCACGCAUCUUUUUGAACUUAUGGACUUUGCGAUAGCGAUGCAACAAGUGAUUGAGAAUUUCAAUCAGAACCUUCUUGAGUUUAACUUCGUAAUCCGCAUUGGCUACUGCUACGGGGAUGUCACAGCGGGUGUCAUUGGCACAACCAAGCUCUACUAUGACAUCUGGGGAGAUGCUGUCAACACUGCCAGUCGGAUGGAUUCUCAUGGAGUUCCUGGGCGAAUACAGAUUCCUGAGCACUGCCUUCAGGUAUUGCAGGAGCUGUACGUAUUCGAGUCACGGGGUUCAAUAUACAUAAAGGGGAAGAACAACAUGAAUGUGUACCUCCUUGUGAGGAAGAAAGACAAAGUCUUGUAUAGGAUUCUUCCGUCGACGCAGCGGCCGAGCCUUACUACAACAUCCACUGCAGAUGAAAAAGAGAAAGUCUCUCCAGCGCCUGAUGAACAAGCAAAAGGUGAUGAAGCUGAAAAGGAAGCGAAAAGUGAACAGGUAUUGCCAGUGUAAUGGUGUGUCUGGCUUAAUGUAAGCCUUGACCCAAAUUAGUAUCUCGUCAACAAACGUGGAUAUCAGUGAUUGACGUUUUGACAAUAUGCAAGCUGCCAUACUGCGGUCAACAAUAGGCAUAUAGCGGGGACACAGAAGAACUUGAUCAAAAUGCUAAGUUUCGUGAAAUGGCAGUGCUUUGAAUGCAUGUGUAUGUAGAUGUGUGCUUGAAUUGUGUUGCUUGUCAUAGUAUACUACAUGUAUGUGUGGAUGAGUGUGUGAAUAUGUGUUUUAAACUUACUAAGAACUUCAGCUAACAGACAAAGAUGUAAUGAUGUGCUGAAUCUCAUUGAGGAUAGCAAUGCUUGGUGUUUUACACAAUACUGUCAUUCUUUGAUUUCCACCUUAUGAAGGUCAACUGGCAAAGCCAAGAUGAUGUGUUCAUGAGACUGCAUUAAGCUAAGGUGAAAAGACAUGUGAACAAAAUUCAGUAUGGGAAAUCUAGAAAUGCUUUGGAUAGCAGUGUUUUAUGUAGAAGUCCUUUCUGUAUAUGUGUGUGUGUUUCUGUAAGAUUUUAUACUAUGUUGUUCGUUGGCAGCUAUAUGGGAGAUUCACUGAGAUGCAUCUUUAGGUAAUUGUGAUCUAUUUUUUGUUAGUUGUCAGUAAUGUUUACAGUUUAUACUCUUGUUUUAAUACUGUGUCAUUUGCAUUCAUUGGUUUGCAGGCCUUGCUGCAUGGCUUCACUUCUCACUUCAUCGUCAUUAUCUCAGAAACCACUUAUUUCUUCCUCUCUGUUGUUGGUUGUUGUAGUAGCUGUGAACAGUUGUGCAUUUUCUUAACAAGAUUCUCUUCUUGUUCAUAUAGUGUGUCAUAUCGAAACAGUGUUUUUGUAAGAGGCUACUGAUACAAAGCAUGAGAUGGGAACUGCAUGCCAAUUUAGGCAAAUUGCAGUCGUGAGUAGCUUAUGCGCACAGCUUUGACGAUAGACCUCAGUUGUUUAAUGGUAUCACGUGGUUCAGAUUCUGUUCCUUCUAUUUUUGCUGGGCUUGCAGCUGUUUAGCUCUUUAAGUGUUGGGUGUCUUUUUUCCAGUCAGCAAAUUCAGUUUCUAAGUAACACAUUUCCAGACAUUAAAUUCAAAUGUUAUUUAUUAACAAUGUGUAGCGGAACGCUUCGCAAUUUUUUUUGUAUAUGAAGAUUGAAACAGAUGAAACAGAAUAAGAUUGCAGCUUACUAAUUAUGAUUACUGUUUCUUAAGCAACAUGGUCUCUUUCUCAAUGACCCUUGAAGACACCACAUAAACCACAUAAAAGCCCUCCUAAUCAGAGUUCAUAAGCAAAUUCUUUUGUUUCCACAUCGUUUAAAGGUUUUUUAUUUCUGCAUUGAGAAAAAGCACGGGCCUUUUGCAUGGGCCUGCCACACCAGAAAACCACAUAAUAGACACUUAUAUUCAAUAAACGUCAUCACACGAUCUGUCAUGUAAAAACAGUACCUACAAUUAAUGUUUAAUUUUAAUUAGCUUUUAAGCAUAGAGAGAGGAGCCAGUCUAUGAGUGUUUUACAUUCACGAAUCAUUUCCAGCAUGGUCAGGGGUACACAUCGCUGGCUUUACAGGUGUGCUACAGCAUGGGACUGAAAGGGUUAAAUAACACACCCUGUUCAGAUUGUCAUUUCUCCAUUUUCAUUCUAUCAUCUACAUUUUGUUAUCACCAGCACAUUUCGGGAUUUGUGUUGGUGAGUGAGAAAGAGCACAUUCAGUGCCAUGGAAUGCAUUUUAAUGAAAUGGGGCUUUAAGGGACCAGGAAACAUGUUUGAUGUACCAUGUCGUUUUGUUAUGUAAGACCAAGCUAUUUGCAGGCUGGUUGUUUAGACUAUCUGGGCUGCGGGAAUAUGUACUGUAGUUAUGUGUGUUGUAGCAAGAAGGAAACACUUCUAAAUUUUUUAUGGCUUAGUACUUUUAUGCCCUUUUACACAGAAUUCAGCAUAGGUAGAUUUUAAAGAGCGGAUACGUUGCAAAUUUGAUUCUGUUUUAAUUUUUUGCAGUGCUGUGUUAGCAUCUGCUGACUGAAUUACAAUGCAGAAUCUUUCAUAAGCGCCAGGUAGUUGUAGGGGCCCUUAACCACCUUUAUGUGAAGUCUCAAGUAUGCAGGCUUUGAAACAAUGUGCCUCCCAGGAAUGUAUUACCGAAAGAAUUUCUAAGAUGUCCUAGUAUAUAUGAAUGGAGAUGCUACGAGCACACUGCUCGGCCUUUUUAUUCAUCCUCAACAUUCUUUGCUCUAAAGAAGUCAGGUGGUAUUGAUGGCAACACUUCCUUUAUGGCAUUGCGUUUCGUUCCUAUGAGCUGGUGCAGCCAAGAGUGAGAAGGCGACAGUUUGUUUCCCUAGGAAGCGUGUACUUGUUAUCAAAAUUGGAAAUGCAGAUUUUUUACUGCUACAGCCUGUUUAGUUGAUUGCAUUAAUGAAUACAAGUAGCAAAAGUUGGAAAAAGUGUAGUGAUCCAAACAUCCUGCCUGCUUCAUGUUGAAUAUUGGCCAAUGACAGCUGUCAAUGGAAAUCUGCCCAACAUCAUUAGGGGAUAGCUACUGGUGUCUGCCACACUACUGGGAGCAGGUUUCUGUUAAAAAACAAGGGGCACUUACAAACAUGCCAACUUUGCACUCUACUUGUGAAGUCCAUACACCACUCAUAGCUAUAAAGUUUGGCUGGCUUCUAUCCAUGGAAUAUGUUUUAUCAUAAUACCCAGUGGGUGGUUCAGGGUCCCUUUAAUGUUACCAAUGAAUUAUUCCACAGUGUGAUUUCAAUUCCUUCAGCUAUGGAACUUUCUGCAGUUGAUAUCGUUGUGAUGCCUUGACACAGAUGCACAGACUUUAUAAGACGUGAUUGGAAGGAGCUAAUGUGGCAAGGAUGGGUUGUGAAACAUACACACACCAAAGCCCUGAAAGUUGGGAAAAGUAUUGAAUGUUCCAGUGCUCAGGAAGGAGAGUGGCAGAAAUGACUGCACGAAAUCUAAAUACUGGCUGUUUCUUCAGAACUUUUACAGAAGGGUGGCAUUUGACAGAAGAUUUUGUUUGAUACCAUGUUUGGGAGCAAUACUACCCAUUUCACCCAGAGUUGUCGUGAAGGUAGCAUUGUCUGUAGUGAUGCUGAGUGGACAGUAUAUUCACUGAUUUGGAGGAAUGGUGGUGCCAUCUGUCAACAGGCAGGUAAAAAUCUUCUGCAGGGAUGACAGACUGUGUAGCAUUGAUGUGCAGGUGAAGUGGAUGAAUAAUAUUGGAUGAAUAACGACAUCUUCACGCAGAAGUGGAUUAUGGUUUGCUCUACGUAUGGCACUGCCAUUCCUGCCCCUGACAAAAUCUGCAUUCUUAGUCUGACAAUUACAGCAGGUGACAUGUAGAAUCGAGCUCACUGUUUGCUGUAGAAGUUUGUUACACAAAACACGAUUCUUUCUCAGAACAUGGCUGUUUCUGGAAGGCAAGAAACAUGUUUGCUGAGGGUUCGGAGUAUGAAAACAGUGCCUGUGGCACUUACUGCCAGAAGUUUCUGAAUAAGGUCUGCUUCAUUAGCGCUGUUCCAGUGAUUGCUCAUAAUCAUCAGUAACCAUCAGGCAAUCUAAAUGUUCACUGCAUGUAUCCUAGUGUGCCACGGUAAUUAUGCUACUGCAGUUUUUAAUGUUUGACAUGCAACUGUAUACAUCAUGAUUCCGACGUGAUUAAAGGGACAAAGUGGUGCCAGCUCUAACCAUCAUACAAAGUGCUACUGAUUUCAGAAACCAUGAUGGAAAAGAAAAAAAGGGUACAAUCUGAGUUUGCUUGAGAGCCAGCCAGUGAAAUAAAGAAGGGAAGAAGUUCAAUGUAUUCCAACAGGAACGCUGUUCUUUGGUAGCACUUGGCACUAAUGCAUUUUUCAGUACGAUUUAUUACUUUCAUGUAUGAUGCUGCUACAAAGGCUGUGGCUAGCCUUUUAAACAUGUUGUACAUAAAAAAAAAUCUUUUUCCAACUUCUGCUUAUGCUUUAUAGCCAGGCUUUUCACGUAAGUCUCACUUUGUGCCUUGGCUGACCACCAUGCCCCUGCAUAGCAGUUUCCUCUGUUUAUUCUAGCCAAGCUGACAGGACAAUUGGGCUAGUGUGACUCCAUAGGCCUCUUGCAACACUUGUCGGUCAACAAAUUACAGUUAACACUAAGCAGUCACACUUUCGUAUUAAUUCUGGAUGAAAUUAGCUAGUGCUGCCUCCAAACGUUUCACUGCACAAAACUGCCUAGUGCUGCCUCUCUGUGAAGUUGUACUGCAAAUGAGUUAAUAGCUUUGUAGCACAGCUAAACUUAUGUUCCUAAACUGUGCAACUAUGUCGACUGUGAAAUUGAUAUUCCUUCAGACUGUCAAGUUAGACUAGACUCUCUUGCCUCUUUCCCGUAAGUGCUGAUGAGCAUCUGUUACAUUCUGUGGUUUGCCUGGCCUUCAAUACACGAGUCUGGAAUCUGUGUGAAGAAAACACCUUGUAAAAUAAUGUUUUACACAUAGCAAAAUUAUGCACAGUGUUGCAAGGUUAGCAGCCGCGUUCAUGUAUAUCUGAAGAACAAAAAUUUAGACAUGCAGUUGUUGUGUUUCUGCCCCUUAGUGAAUGAAGCAUCCGACGUGUGUUUGUCAUAUUUAGUUUCUCAUUACUUAUGACAGAACCUCAUAGGUAUUCAUGUAAGCUUGAUGGUACAAUACUAGAAAUUUUUAGUAUGUGUACUUCUUGGCAUUAACAUCCUAGUGAAAUGCCGAUACGAAAGUGCAGAAAUAAGUGCUGGUUCUGAUUCCUUGUGUGGUUCUGUAUUCUAUCAGCUAACAUAAAGGUUUUUGUGGUCACACCAACUUGACAACCAAGAAGUGCCACACAAUACGUCGCAGUACAUUUGGUUCUGAAAAAGUGUUACCAGAUUCAUCCACUGGUAGCUUUUCCUUCAUGUCAUUCCGCUAAUAUGGUAGUGCCAAAGCACAUGCACACUGUCUGAAGUUCUGUAUUGUAUGUUCCAGGAUACUAAUGCUAUAGGCUAACAAAUUUUCUGCUUAUUUGUGCUGAAAGAGAGCACCUGGCCUAGUGACAAACUGUGCAGCGUAAAAUUUUCUUUGUUUUAAAUAAAACUCUUCUUGCGUUACAUGAUAAAUAAUUGUUUUAAAUCAAUGUUAACACAACCCUGAAGUAGCACAUUGUGCAGAACAGUGCGUGUGAAGCUGCAUCAUGAGAGCUUAAGCGUUCAAGCAUGAUGUGCUUGCGCCUGACGGUUAUGUUUUGCUAUGGCACAAACAGGCAUGUUAUAGGAACCACUGUUUUUCAGCUGCUGCUGUACAAGUUUGCAGCUGAAGCCAAAAGACAAGCCAUGCCACCUUCCUGAAUUUACACAACUUUUUACCGAUACUAGAUGUCUAGGCUUUGUACUUUUCUAAAAAACAAAAAAAAUGUUGUUGUUGUGCCUAGGGUAGUGAAAACACGGUUCAAUCCAAAGUGUUUGCACCUCGCACUGGGGAAGAAUAACUGUCUUCUCAAACAAAGCAUCUAGUCAUGUGUUUUUGACUUUCACAUAGCACUGGACGAGCAGUCUAUUGUUGAUGACAAUAUCAUCUACAGGCAGACACUGUGUAAUGUGUGAAGGUGCCUGGUUCGAAAAGCGUUUGUCACAGAUUUCAGGCCCUUGGAGGAAAUCUUUGCACCAUUUUUACACACAUAUUCUGCCUCAUGCUCUGGGGUUGCAUUCCAACAGUCUGGGUGCACAGCUAUGCCUGACGGCUGGAACACGCUUGUUUGCAGGACAAAUGGGCAUCCCUUUGGCAAUCAGGAAGCAACCCUAGUACCAAGUGUCUCCUUUGCUCUGCCUUGUUAAUGUUCACACAAAAACUCAGUCACAAGUGUCUGUAGCACUGCAUGCGCUUUUUAUACCAAUUCCUUUGGAGAAAGCGCCUCUCCCGGUGUGUUGUUUACUUGAAUUUUGUAUGCUCUGUGCUAAAUGCUGUAGCAGUAUGGUACCCGGUAAACGCACUUCCGUGUCCAUGAGAGAGAAAUGGGCGCCUUUGGGAUCUCUCUGUGGUCCGCCCAAAGCCACGUGGCCACCAUAUGUGGGGAAAGCCCAGUAUUCUAAAGGUGCCAAUAAUAUCUGUUGCCUGCCAGAAACUUAUUUGGAAUGAGCUCUUCAGUGUCACCUUGCACACACCAAAGCACAGUAUUACUGUGGCAAUAGUGCAUGGUGCCAGGAUGUUGUUUCUUACACGUGUGCUUCUAUAAAACAUUAAACUGAGAAAUACAGGCAGAAAAGAAGAAAAUGCAGUUGGACUUUUCUAGUCAUGUGGAUUUCUGGAAUGUUCAUGUGAAUGUGGCUGGCCAUUACAUCUGUGGUGAACUGUGUGCUUUCUGUCCAUUUGUGUCCUACUGCUGACCACCACAGACUUAAUACUACUUUUUGCAUAUCAUUACCUUCACACUGGGGAUCAUCUACACAUGUAUUUGUUAAAUGUGAUCUUUGCGCUAUACCUGAGAUGUUUUAAAAGGGGAAGAAGUCAUUUGUUGUUUCUGGAUGAGAUUGAUUGCUAGCUUGUUGGAUCGGAUUUUUUUACUCAUAUGUCCUUGAAGAUCAAAAGGUUUCUUUUGGAAAGCUCUGUUGCUUUGUUAAUGUAAAAAUGUGUUGAUAUUACUGUAAUGUUUUAAGUUUGAGAGUUUAACAUUCACUGGUCACUGCAUUCUAAAACAAAGCUUUUGUAUUCAUAUUUAGGUGUAUAUAUUGACAACUAUGAAAAAAAUUUUACAUGCUUGUUUUCUAUGUACAGUAUGUCUUUGCUGUCUGUACGAGGGGUUCCCAAAUAAAUUAUUUAUUCAAUUUGUA
Molecule: messenger RNA, 11188 nt
Organism: Rhipicephalus sanguineus (brown dog tick)
Lineage: Eukaryota; Metazoa; Arthropoda; Arachnida; Ixodida; Ixodidae
Gene: Ac13E
Product: adenylate cyclase type 9
Exons: 7
Coding region: 599-4357 (1252 amino acids)
Biological process (GO): adenylate cyclase-activating G protein-coupled receptor signaling pathway; intracellular signal transduction; cyclic nucleotide biosynthetic process
Molecular function (GO): adenylate cyclase activity
Source: RefSeq, a predicted model, not a curated record